Molecule: messenger RNA, 3546 nt
Organism: Aureococcus anophagefferens
Lineage: Eukaryota; Pelagophyceae; Pelagomonadales; Pelagomonadaceae
Exons: 2
Coding region: 1-3546 (1181 amino acids)
Molecular function (GO): ATP hydrolysis activity; DNA binding; 5'-3' DNA helicase activity
Source: RefSeq, a predicted model, not a curated record
AUGGCGCCCGCGUCGCCCGCGCCCAACACGCCCGCGGAGCUCCCCGCGGACCUCGCCGCGGCCCUGCAAGCCUUCGCCGACUCCGAGGAGCGCACGGGCUCCGUCGCGUGCCCGAAGACGCUCACGCCGGCGGAGCGCCACGCCGUGCACGUCUUCUGCGAGGCGCACUCGCUCUCGUCGUCGAGCAGCGGCCGCGACGCGGAGCGCUUCGUGACGGUCACCGACGGCCCGCGCUUCGACGGCCGCGCCUGGGCGCAGCAGACCCUCGCGGCCCUCGCCGUGGAGCAGCGGAGCGAGACCGACGAGCUCGAGGCGACGCUGAAGACGCUGUCGGCCGCCGCGUGCGCGCGGCGCGGCGUCUCCGUGCUGCACCUGCGCGUCGCCGAGGUCGACGCCGCCGGGCCCGGGGGCCGGAGCCGCGUCGUGCUGCAGGCGGCGCACGGCGGGCCCAUCCCCGCGCACAAGCUCGGCGCGCGGUCCGAGGUCCGGCUCCGAGCCAAGAAGAACAAGGUCCCCGCCGCCGGGCGGCGCCUCGACGGCGACGGCGACGACGUCUCCGAGGUCUCCGGCGUCGUCUCCAAGGCCACGGACGCGUCCAUCGAGUUCCUCACGGACGCCGCGCCCGAGGCCGUCGAGUCGCUCCGGGGCUCGCUCCGCCUCGACGCCGUCGCGAACGCGCGCACGCACGACGUGCUCGCGCGCGCGGCGCGCGACGUCGCCGCCGCCGCGGCGCACAAGGCCGCGCCGGACGGCACGCGGGCCCUGCGGGACGCGCUCCUCGGCGGCCGCGCGCGGCGGCCGCCGCCGGCGCUUCUUCAGCCGUCUUCGGCGCCCCAUCUCGACGACCACCAGCGCGCGUGCGUCGCGCGCGCCGAGGCCGAGCCCGCGCUCUUCCUGGUCCACGGCCCGCCGGGCACGGGCAAGACGACGACGGUCGUCGAGGUCAUCGCGCGCGCCGCGGCGAAAGGGCAGCGCGUCCUCGCGUGCGCGGCGUCGAACGUCGCCGUCGACAACCUGCUCGAGCGCGUCGCGGCGGCCUUCAGGGCCGCCAAGUCGCCGCGGGGCCUCCUGCGCCUCGGCCACCCCGCGCGGCUCUCCGAGGCGGCGAGCCGCUACUCCAUGGAGGAGGUGCUGCGGACCGCGGACGGCGCGGACGUGCUCGAGGACGCGCGCGCCGAGCUCCGAAAUCUACGCAAGGACGCGGCCGCGGACCGCGCGUCCGCGAAGCGCACGGCCGCGCGCCGGGAGACGCGCGUCGUGCGCGCCGAGCUGCGGGACCGCGAGAAGAAGCUCGCCAAGGACGUCGUCAAGCGCUGCGCCGUCGUCUUCAGGGCAGGACAAGAGAGCGAAAUUCCCAACUUCAAAGCCUCAUAUCUCGGCCGUUUUCCACUCGUCGUCUUCGCGACGAACGUCGGCGCGGCGUCGCGGCUCCUCGACGACGCGCCGCCCUUCGAUCUGGUCGUCGUCGACGAGUGCGCGCAAGCGUUAGAGAUCAGCUGCUGGAUCCCGCUCUUGCGAGGCAAGCGCGCCGUCCUCGCCGGCGACCACCGGCAGCUCGCGCCGACGGUGAAGUGCGACGACGGCGACCCGACCAACGCGCCCGCCGCCCUACUCAAAGCGACGCUCUUCGAGCGGCUCAUGGACGACCGGCGCCCGGGACGAGGGGAAGCGCACAUCAGCCUCCUCUUGGCGACGCAGUACCGCAUGCACGGCGACAUCUCCGAGUGGGCGUCCGCGGCGACGUACGACGGGCGCCUGCGGGCCGCGCCGUCGUGCGUCGCGCGCGACCUCUACGCGGGCUCCUUUCUCCCGCCGCCCGUGAACCCCGACGACGCGAUCCGGCCCAUGGUCCACGUCGACACGGCGGGCCUCGGCUUCUUCGACGACUCGGACGCGAAGACGCGCGACGACGCGGACGAGCACGGCGCUGCGUCCGUCGCGAACCCGCGCGAGGCGGCCGUCGUCGCGUCGCACGUGGCCCUGCUCCUCGCGGCGGGCCUCGACGCGGCCCAGAUCUGCGUCAUCGCGCCCUACAACGCCCAGGUCGCGGCCCUGCGCGGCGCGCUCGAGGGCACGGGCGUCGAGGCGCGGACCGUCGACGGCUACCAGGGCGGCGAGCGCGACGCGGUCGUGCUCUCGCUCACGCGGUCCAACGAGGCGCGGGCCGUGGGCUUCCUCGCCGACGAGCGGCGCCUCAACGUGGCCGUGACGCGCGCGCGGCGCCACGUGGCCGUCGUCUGCGACGCGGACACGGUCCGGUCGAGCCCGUUCAUCGCCGCGCUCCUCGACCACGUCGCGGACGCGGGCGACUACGUCUCCGCGAGCGCCUACGAGGACGGCGCGCCGGCGCCGACGCCCCUCGAGCCAAGCACAACAACAGCCACGACGGCGCCGGCGGAGAAGCGCGCGGCGUUCGUCGUUUCGAACAAAGGCGACACGGUCUCGCUGUCGUUCCGCGAGCUCGACGCGCUGGAGACGGCGACCUGCGAUCGCGGCUCGGGCCCGACGAUCGGCGAUGUGAUCGCUUUAGCAGCGCAGCACGGCGGCUUCGACGGCGCGGCGCGGGCGGUCUUUUACGCGGGCAAAGACGUCGUCCUCGAAGAUUUGGACAUCUCCGGCGCGGUCCUCGUCGUGCGUCGGCCCGACGGCGCCGUCGUCCCCGACGACGAGGGUCCGUACCUGGUCGCGCUCGGUGCUCGGUGCGAGCGCUGCGGCCGCCUCGCGCUCAAAGAGGCGAAGGAGGAGGCGAAGACGGAGAAGGCCUCGCCCGCCUCGUCUUCGCCUCCGACGGCCUCCGAGGAGAAGGCUCGCACCUCUUCCGCGUGCCUGUCGCUCCGCGUCGUCUUCGCCGGCGCGACCUACGACGUGCCCUUCUCGCGGGCCUUCUCCGUCGGCGAGCUCAAAGCCGCGAUAGCCUCGGCGACGGGCGUCGACGCCGAGCGGCAGAAGCUCGUCUGCCGGGGCAGCUUCGGCGACGCCGCCGCCCCGCUGUCCGCCGCGGCCCCGGCGCUCGUCGACGGCGCCAAGGUCGUGCUCCUCGAGGCGCCGCGGGCCGAGGACGUGCCCGAGCCGCCGAAGCCGCGGACCGGCAAGCACGCCGCGAAGAAGGCGAAGAAGAAGGCCCGCGCCGAGGCCCUCGCCGCCGCCGAGGCCGCGGCGCCCGCGGCCCCGCCGCCCGCGCCGGCGCCCAAGCCACCGCCGGCACCGGAGACGAACUCGCUCCUGAAGCAGCUCGCGCGCGAGCGCGCCGCGCGCGCCGCGCCGCCGCCGAAGCGGAAGCCCGCGUCGACCGCCGCGUCCUCGGCCGACGCCGACGACGACGCGCUGCUCAAGGCGGCGAUGAAGGCCAACGCCAAGGCGAAGAAGGCCGAGCCGGACUGGAAGCGCUGGGUCGACACGGACGGCAACAUCCGCGGCAACGACGCGCACUCGCGGCAGGCGGAGCGCGACCGCGCGGCGCUCCUGGAGAAGGCGCGCAAGGCCAAGGAGGACAAGGGCCGCAAGGGCAAGAAGCUCACCAAGGCCCAGCAGGCCGACGCGAAAUAA